Messenger RNA from Suillus bovinus, 2123 nucleotides. RefSeq lists its product as uncharacterized. The coding region runs from base 1 to 1908 and encodes 635 amino acids. The transcript is spliced from 9 exons. The record is from RefSeq and is a predicted model, not a curated record. Lineage: Eukaryota; Fungi; Basidiomycota; Agaricomycetes; Boletales; Suillaceae.
AUGGCUUCUGCGUCUACCUCUCCUCUUGGGAUGUCUCAUGCUCACUCCAAAUUUGUGCACUACACAGUCAUCAUCAUCAGCCAGAUUUUUAUACUGGCAUUUGGAUACGGAUUCCUUGGUGCGGUUGCUUACUACGAGUACCUUGCUCCAUCCGAUACAGUCUGCGAGUUAAUGAGGAGCCAUCCUGGAGAGGUUACAAUGCUAGUCACGUUGAUAGCAACUGUGCUAUCAGUCAUCACCGCUACUCUUUUCACGCUUUCGGUCAAAGAGGCGCUAAGACAUCGAAUAUGCCAGCCCAUUUCUCUAAUUCACCUGAGCGCUGGUGUCGCUUUAGCCCAGGGCUCACAUCUUCUGAACCACCGACACAUGAAAUUGACAGUCAUAACGCUGUUCAUAUUUGGGGUGCUGAAGCUCUUAACGGCCGGGUGGACAACUCUCUUAACACCGACCUACUUCAUGUGGCCAGUACAGUUGAAUGGGUCCGAAAUUGACAUAACGGGAAGCGCGUUUGCUGCCUUACUCCGAGAAGAAUACCUGGCAAAUGGUCUCAUCCAGGACAAUGCCUUCGAAGUUCUCGAUAUCGGUGGAAUGCUCAGUGGAGUUGCUGCUGCGGGGUUUACUUUUGGUCUUCCUGGAACAUUCAACUUUAAUGGUGCAAAAUACAACAUAUCCACUCAGGGGAUCGUGCCUACCAUUGAAUCGUUUUCUGGCUCGGAUGGAAUUCCGGAUGCUAAUGGCACUCGUCUCGGGUUCUCUGGUGGAAAUGUCACAGUCAACACAGGAGUCGUACCUGGAUCACACUCCAACGUGCCUAUUCCUCAAGGUUUCAGCACGAACUAUUCGAUGUGGCAACAAGGGUUAACAGCGAAUGUCAGCUGCUGGGCCAUUGACUCGAGUCAAACGCAGUACCUUUGGGACACGAACAACUCUUACAUCAUCUAUGCUAACGCAGCUGCUUCGAGUGACUACUCCAUUACCAGUCUCCGCUUGUGGAAUAUCAGUGCAAACUGUGGUACCAAUACGCCGACAGCAUACGAAUAUGUGACCAUGGUGGAUGCAAAUGGAAAUAUGAGCUCAUCAGGGAGUGGCUUUCUUCCAUCUGUCGUGUGCCUAGGACCAAUAGAUGUGAACCAAACUUAUACAAGCUUCACCAUUUUUACACAAGGGUUUUACAAGUACAAUUUCCUCAAAGCAAGCGUAUGCAAAGUGGUUCCCCUGUUGACCACAGUCCGCGCUGAUUAUUCUAAUGAACAAAUUUCUUCCGAGGUCAUCUCAUCCGCUCCUUUCCAGCCAGAGAACGCCGAGCUGCUGUCAUUUAUCGCUGGAGUUGCUAGGUAUCAAUCGAUCAACUCGCAGGGACUUACGAGCAGCACAAUUGGGGAUACCUUGUACUCCAUCUAUUCCUCGACCACUACCGAAUAUGUCAACAACAAUCUCAAUGACACACAGGUUUAUCUUGAGCUCGAGGAUUACUGGCGUGGUGUUGUCGAGUUUUCUGCCACGUUCCUUCGCUCCGGGUUUAUGGCUGUAGGCAGCUUCCCCAAUAAUGUCAUCCCGAACAACAUUUCUUCCCAAGUCAAUGGGACCAUGUUCAUAUCGACGAUAGGCUGGAUUCGCUGGGCUAAGAACUCGCCGACAUAUUUGCUCGCCACGAUGCCGCUCACCAUCAUUACCAUCCUCACUUUUGCCUGCGCAUUGUACAGCCUUCUGGAGGCUUGGGAAGAGCAUCGAUCUCACAGCCACAAGGCCCACUUCAAUGUGGCAAACACGAUUCAUCUUAUUAUGCUAUGCGCUGCUGGGAGUCUGAAACUCGAAAAUUUCCACGAUAGGAAUGGGAUCAAGAGAAAUGAGGUUGUGAGGGUUCACUUGGAGGAGUUCGGCUCUCCCCGGCUCUCAAACUCAAGUUAGAACGAAGUUUGUGGGAGAAGUGAAACGGGGGAUGGUGCAUGAUUUUCAGCCAUAUCACAUUAUGGUAGAGGUCUGUUCUCAGUUGUAUGUAUAUCCAACUUGGUCUUGUUUGACAUUUGUAGGGCACGAUGUCGAACUAAUAUAGAGCGGUAAAUGUGAUUACUUUGGGUUUUGGUGACAGAAUGGAUGUAAUAUGGGAGUGGACGAAGUCUUUA